AUGGACAAUACUCCAAUAUCUGGCAUCUCGGAACUGCAGGCUCAUCUUCAGCAGCUAGCGAUUGACCCUGCGCUUCCCCCCGACGCAAAACUCCUGGACGAUGUGGAGCUACAACUCACUGAGGACAACAUUCCUCCCCUCUUACCCACCUUGCUGCCGCCGCUGGCAAACAUUCUGAAAUCCACCACGCAGGAUCCGACGCCGCUGCUAUCCCUGACCAUCAAGCUCCUCUCUCCGCUAUCCUUUACCCAGGCUCUCGGCGUUGCCGAGCCGUCGUCGCUGCUGGCCGCUCUGGCUUCACCUCUCGCCGGGGCCAACCUUCUAGCGCUGGCAAUCACCAGCAAGGCCGCGGCCUCUCCAUCCGAUGCCUCCAUUCUGAGCACGCUGCCCGAAGUCGUCGAAGCCCUCGUCCGAUGCUGGCUAGCCAGCCCGGACGUAGGCGUUGGAGAGCGCGCCGCCAGGGUUCUCGGAGAUGUGCUCGAGACGGAUUGCGAAGUCCCCGACAACCGCCUCCUCGACGGCUCGAGGCCCGGAAGGCGGGUCCCCGCCGCAGAAGUCGCCAAGCGGAGUCUGCCUGGACACGGCCGGCUCUGGCGGCUCGUUCUCGGCAAGGGGCCGAUUCUGCGGCUGAUACACGCGCGUUGUUCUGCUGCGUCCCUCCCAGGGAAUCCGGAGCCCGUGCUUUCCGACCGCCAAGUCACCAUUUCCCAGGGCCGGCUGUUGCGCCUCCUCCCCCGCCUCAGUGUCUUGAACAUUCGCGCCCUGAGCCAGGCCGUGGUUUCUGAUGUUUUCGCGCUGCCUGUAGGCGCCGCCGUGGAAGGUGACGUCGGGCAGGGGUUGCUCCAAUGGGCUGCGCUUGGAAUGGUGAACCGCUCCGACGUGUUGAUGCACCUGACCCUCAUAGAUUUCUUCGAGACUUUUGUCAGCAUCAUGAAAGUAUCGGCACGGUCCGCAGAAGCCGAUGUCCUCAUCGGAAAACUCGUCAAGUCGGCAACCCGCCUCGACCGUGAGCUGGAGGCCGCGCUCCGGUCUUUACCUGAUCGGACGACGGAGGAAGAAGCGGAGCCCUUGCGAGCAUACAUUGCCGAUUUGCUGGACUAG
This is a messenger RNA of Ustilaginoidea virens, 1101 nucleotides long. RefSeq lists its product as uncharacterized. The coding region runs from base 1 to 1101 and encodes 366 amino acids. NCBI's taxonomy places the organism in Eukaryota, Fungi, Ascomycota, Sordariomycetes, Hypocreales, Clavicipitaceae. The record is from RefSeq and is a predicted model, not a curated record. The transcript is spliced from 2 exons.